AUGCUUCGAGCCGCGACGCGUCGAUCGAGCUCGUACAACAGAUGCAGCAGCAGUAACAGAUGCAGCAGCAAUACGCACGAUACCAAUAGUAUUACCGAAUGGUCUUCUUCCUCUUCUUCUUCUUCUCCUUUGAUGUUGAGAGACUUUUUUUUUCGAAGAACAACAACUACAGGUACUCGUGAGACAUUGGUGCAAGAACAAAAGAACAGAACGAUGAUGACGACGAUGAUGCACCAAGCCAGAGGAAUCUCCGCCAAUAACGAUAGUGCUAGCAGUAAUGAUAGGAGAGGAAGAAUCAGACGACGUGCAUUUUCUACAUCAUCAUUUUUUCAAAGUGAAAAGGAAGAAGAACGAACUCGAUUUGACGGCGCCACGAGAGCAGAAACAAUCAUCGAAGUUGGCGAACAAAACGUGAGCGUCAAAGUAGGAUUUGAAUCUGGCGCGCUCGCUCGUCUCACAGAUGGCGCCGUCGUCGCCGACUUGGGUGAUACGGUUGUUCUGUGUACCGCAGUCGCAUCGAGAGAGAAGGGUGACCCGAGUAAAGACUUCGUACCUUUACUCGUAGACUAUCGCGAACGUGCGUACGCCAAAGGUUCUAUCCCACCGACGUUUACGAGACGAGAAGGAGCGCCAAAAGACCGGGAGAUUCUCGCUAUGCGAGUCAUCGAUCGGACGUUGCGUCCACUCUUCCCGAAAGGCUGGUCGCAAGAAACUAUGAUACAAUCGAUUGUUUUAGCGAGUGAUUUAGAUCAAGAUCCCGCGGUUCUAUGUGUAAACGCGUGCUCUGCGGCGCUCACGAUUUCGUCCAUUCCGUGGGAUGGACCAAUCGGUGCGUGCAGAGUCGCGGUCAUGAAAAGCGGGUCAAUUUGCGUGAACCCAACGUUUCAGGAGUGCGACGAAGCUUCGCUGGUAUUUUUCUACGCAGGAAACUACGACAGAGCUUUGAUGAUUGAAGCACACGCUAACGAUGAAUCCGGUGUGAGCGAAAAAGACGUCGCGAGGGCUUUACUCGCUGCGCAUGACGCCGCUAGGGCGUUGAUUGAACCACAGUUAGAAUUGAAAAAGAAAUUAGAUCUCAAAGCGAUUGAAAAUAACAAAAUGCCGAAAGCAAAACAGGAAAUCGCUGAACCUGUGGGAGGAAGAUCACCUGAGUUACGAAAAGACGUAUUAGCGCGAUGUAAGGAAAGGUUGCGAGGAUUAUACGAUGAGAAAAUUCAGGACAAACACGAACGUGGGAGAAAAAUGGCGGAAUUGAAGACUUUGAUUUACCACGAGAUGCUUGCAGAAGAGAUGUCGAUGGCGCUUUUUUUUACAACGCUUCCGUCGUUAUGA
Bathycoccus prasinos is the source of this 1332-nucleotide messenger RNA. Its product is annotated as polynucleotide phosphorylase/polyadenylase. The record is from RefSeq and is a predicted model, not a curated record. Gene Ontology annotation, cellular component: chloroplast stroma; cytosol; mitochondrion. Gene Ontology annotation, molecular function: polyribonucleotide nucleotidyltransferase activity; 3'-5'-RNA exonuclease activity; RNA binding. Lineage: Eukaryota; Viridiplantae; Chlorophyta; Mamiellophyceae; Mamiellales; Bathycoccaceae. Gene Ontology annotation, biological process: mitochondrial mRNA catabolic process; mitochondrial RNA 3'-end processing. The coding region runs from base 1 to 1332 and encodes 443 amino acids. The transcript is spliced from 2 exons.